UAUUUAUAUUAGGUUUUAUUUAUUUAAACUGAUACCUGCUCUAAGCACUUGGAAUUUCACUUAAAUUUGUUGUCCUGUGUGGACCAUUCAGUUGAUGACUGUACUCCGCUUGGAUAUUGUGAAUUGAAGAAACAAGGUUUUUUUUGCGCUUACUAUAAGUGUUAUGUGUGGUGUGGCAAGGGGGUGAGCCAUGAACCCCUUCUACCCCCACACAUAACCACCACCACCCUUCCCUGACCCGCCUCAAUUCUGCCCUUCAUGAAAGCCAUGAGUUUACCUUUACAACAGAAGCCCAACAAUAAGAGAACAGGCAAGCGCAUUUCAUUCUUCAAAGACCAGAGCGUGACCAUGAAGGAGGCCUCCCAGAAUGCAUCUGAAGGGCCCUACUAUGGCCUGGGUGGUGCCCUGGCAUCAGAGUCGGGGCACAGUGCCACUUCAGGAGAGGCAAGCUCAGCUGAUGAGGGGCAGCGUAUGUUCCUGAACUCCGUUAUCUUUAGCCCAGAGAAGGGAGAGCAGAGCCAUGGACAUUACCAGCAGAUGAUGCCCAUGAAGUGGGCCCUCCAGAACCCUUCCCAGCAGCCUCAGCAAAGGCCCACUGGUGGCAACUGGUCGCAGAGCAUCACCAUGACCACCUGGACGCAGAACUUAGCCCCAAACUUGACUUCCCAGAACACUUUCCCCAAGCAGAUGCCCUCUGAGGACAUCUCUGCUCAGCAGCAGCAGCAGCAGCAGCAGCAGCAGCAGCAGACCGCCUCUACUAGGACUGGUGAAAAGCAACAACAGCCACAACAGCAGCACCAACAACUGGUGCCCAGCUCUUCUAUAGAUGCCUAUAGAGAUUCAACUAAAGGGCACGUUAUGGACUGGGAGCAGCAGCAGCAGCAGCAGCAGCAACAGCAGCAGCAGCCACCUCAACAGUCCUUUCAUCCAAGCCAUAAGCCUGCAGGACUAAACACUCAGCAGCACUCAGGAACCAACCCUGCUGGUAUCCCUGCUGGUGUGCUCCAGCCAUUUCAGGUGGCCUUUGGACAGCCUAAACAGCACCUGCCAGCUGGCUACUAUCAGGUGUUCCAGCAGCAAGGUGGUAGGACGUUGCCAAAUUUGAGUUAUAGCAUGCAGACUAACUCACAGCAUCAGAUGCAGUCGCUGCAAAAGCAGGAUCAACAGCAUGUGCAGAGACAGCAACAGCAGCAGCAACAGCAGCAGCUGAUCUUGCAGCAGCAACAACAACAAAUGCAACAUCAAUACCAACAGCAACAAUUAAUUCAUCAACAACCAGUGCAACAGCAGCCACACCAUCAGCCCCAGACACAACACAUACACCAGCAGUCACAACCGAUGCAGAAACAGAUACAACUCACACAGCACUCUGAGCAAAUGCAUGAGUUACAGGCACAUUUAGAGCACACCUCUCAAGCGCAACAACAUCAACAACAUCAACCACAACAACAGCCCAUGCAGCAUAUACAUUCACACCCGACGCUGCAGCAACAGAAGCUGACAACACAACAGCAGCCACAACAAAGUCAACAGCCUCAAACCGUUCCACAGCAGAAAAAUGAACCACAAAUUCAGCAGCACAGUCAGCACCAGUCAGAGUUCAAUCCCAGUCACUCUCACACCCUCUCCCAGUCACAUCCAGACCAGCCACAGACCCAGCCGAUGAGCCAUUCUCAUUUACUCUCUGAUAAAUCAGCCAAGGACAUCCAGUAUCCCCACGACCCCCAGCAGUCGCCUCCCAGAACUUUGCAACCAAACGAGCCUCUGCAGCCCCCCCACAGGUCACAGGUCACAGGUCACAGGUCACGUCGCCUCUCCAGAGAAGAUGAGGGGGCUCCAGGGGACAACCCUUUUCUCCUGCCUGCAGAGCAGAGCCAGGGGCCUCAGGGCUUCCAGGAUCCCCAGAAAGGAGCCUCUGACAGGGCAGCAAGGGUCCUUGGGGGGGAGGAGGUGAAGGCAGCUCCAACGGGGGUGAUUCAGAGCACGCGGAGGAAGAGGAGGGUCUCCCAGGAGGCAAAUCUUGAGACAUUGGCCCAGAAAGCCUCAGAGAUGGAGUCCCUGCCGUCGGACAUUCUGAAGGAUUCUCACAGGCCCUGGAGUCCUUCAUCGGAUCACUGCCCAAGAGAUCGGGACAUGGAGGGCGUGGCAGCCAAACGUCACCGGGACGAGUCACUCCUCCCUCUCGUCAUCCCGGUGUCGGUACCGGUGCGGCCCGUAGAGCAAGGGUCCUCCCCGGAGCGAGACCCCGCAGGGUUUGGCCAGAGCUGGAUUGGCCACACCUCCUCCUCCCACCAGGAACACAAGCCAUCGGUCAUCGUGACGCGUCGCCGCUCGCUACGCAGCUCUCUGUCUGACAAUUCUGGCCAGAAUGGCGGUCCGGAGGACACCGACGGCAAGUCCGGCAAGUCCAAACGGCGGCCGCGUCCCGAGCCGCUCUUCAUCCCGCCGCCCAAGCUGGGCACCUUCAUCGCUCCGUCGGUCUACUCCAGCAUCACAAACUACCAGAGCCACCUGCGCUCGCCCGUGCGGCUGGCCGACAGCGUCCUGGUCAUGCCCCCCUACACGCCUCCGCCCAUCCUCAGCCCCGUGCGGGAGGGAUCCGGCCUCUACUUCUCCACCUUCCUCUCCACCGCUGCCGCCGCCGCCGCCGCUGGGAGUCAUGUGCUGCCCCCAGUGGUCACCCCCAAAUCUGCUACCCGCAGCCUGCUCCGCUCCAACAGCUGUGAUAUCACGCCUCCCGUGCUCUCUGCCAUGAGCGAAGCCACGCCUGUCAGCCUUGAGCCACGGAUAAACAUUGGCGUGCGCUACCAGGCUGAGAUCCCAGAGCUCCGCGCCCGCCCCGCCUCUCAGUACGACCAGCACAAGGCUGAGCUGGUGUGGGCCCAUCUGCCCGAGCUGGACGCCCAGCCCAAGCUGCUGGAGAGAGUGAACGACCUGCUCCACCUGGCGUGCUCCAGUGCCCUUAUGGGAGGGGGCACCAACCAGGAGCUGGCCAUGCACUGUCUGCACACGUGCAAGGGUGACGUGAUGGGAGCUCUUGCCCUCUUGCUGUUGGAAACCCCCAUAUUUACUAAACCUCACCCGCUGAGUGACUAUCAUUAUUCAGGAUCAGACAACUGGACGACUGUUGAGAAGCGCUUGUUUAACAAAGGCAUCUCUGCCUACAAGAAGGAUUUCCUAAUGGUCCAGAAACUGGUGAGCUCAAAGACGGUUGCUCAGUGCGUUGAGUUUUACUACACCUACAAGAAGCAGGUGAAGAUUGGUCGGAAUGGAACUCUCAUCUAUGGAGAUGUUGAGCCACCAGAGACAAAACCAACAGAGGAGGAGGUGGACUUCAAGAGCUCUCAGAAGUUUGAGCCUCUCAAGCAGGAGGAAGACGGCAGGAAGUGGGAGAGGUCAGCUGACAGGAAGAGAGAGAGCAGUCCCGGAAGAGUGACACAGUCCUCAGUGACCACUGAACAUUCAGAGAAAGUGUUGUCCCAGAAGACCCAGGACGGUGGUCAGAGGGACCAGGCUGUCUUUGCCCCCCAGAAGCCUGAUCCUGGAUCUGCGCAAAAGAGUGGAACCUCUGGAUCCGCUGGCAAAGGCGUGGUUGGACAGGAGGGGGAGUUCCCCUGCAAGAAAUGUGGCAGAGUCUUCUUCAAGGUGAAGAGCCGCAGUGCACACAUGAAGAGCCACGCCGAGCAGGAGAAGAAGGCGGCGGCUCUGCGCCUGAGGGAGGCUGAGGAGCGAGCGGCCGCGGCUCUCUCCGCCGCGCGGCAGAACGGCGCCAAGGACGGCAGCAGAGCGGGCAGCAAGAGCAGCAGCAGCGACGACUCCUCGGACGAAGACGAGGACGCAGACGACGAAGACUGGCAUUAGGCAGAGGAUAUAGGGGUCGGAACUCCGAACUAUGGCAAUGCAACAGUGUGGUGUACAUUCACUGGCCUCCUCCGACCUCAGGUCUGUGGCUGUUGGACAAAAUGGCAUUUUUAACUAAUGUGAAAGUUCAGAAGACCUUACCGUUGAGUGAGUGAGUGAGUGAGAGAGUGUGUGUGUGUGUGUGUGUGUGUGUGUGUGUGUGUGUGUGAUUAGUUUGAUCUGAUGGUUGAGGUGGGAAUGUCCUAAAAUAUACACCAUACUAUAAAGGCGCUGGUAUGCUUGAAGGAUUGGUCACUGCGCGUGCCAACUGUGACAUCAUCACAGCGCCAUAACCUUUUCUACUCGCGCUUCAGGCACACUUGACUCGCCUCAGUAGGUGUCGCUGCUCACAGAAAUACCAUCGAAACUGCUCCAAUUCAGCACAUUACUGUCCAGCACCAGAAAUAGACAUGAUGGUUAAACAGUAUCCCCAGUAUUCAUUUGUGGACUAACUGCUGGAAGCAGCAAUAAGAAAAGGUAAUGUGCCGAAUAGAGAACAGUGAAAUAGCCUAUAUGACAUGACAGUUAAACUGUAUUCGUUUGUGGAUUAAACUGGAUGGGCCCUAAAA
This is a messenger RNA of Clupea harengus (Atlantic herring), 4469 nucleotides long. RefSeq names its product mitotic deacetylase associated SANT domain protein b (gene mideasb). Gene Ontology annotation, cellular component: transcription regulator complex; histone deacetylase complex. Gene Ontology annotation, biological process: regulation of transcription by RNA polymerase II; negative regulation of DNA-templated transcription. NCBI's taxonomy places the organism in Eukaryota, Metazoa, Chordata, Actinopteri, Clupeiformes, Clupeidae. Gene Ontology annotation, molecular function: transcription corepressor activity. The record is from RefSeq and is a predicted model, not a curated record.